AACAGGUUCGGCUGGGUUAAGAGCUGUGAAGUUCCUCCUUAGGACAGUGAUCUUUGGAAGACAAUAAAAAAGUGAGAUUCCUCCUGGUCUGCGGAGCCACCCCAGGUGACAGCCCCGGAGGCCAGGACCGUCCCGUCUCUUCCAAGGACUCCAGAUGCUGCUUCUCCCCUAUGCCAGACUCCAGUGAGCUGCCAUCUGAUGCUGUCUGGGAACCCCUGCCACAAGCUGUCUUUGCCACGAAUGACACCAAGGAGGAUGUUUUUGAACACAAGACUGCCAUGAAGGAGAAGAACCCCUACAUUGAGGCACGGGGAUUGCAGAGACUAUGGAGUUUGAUGUCGGAGGAGAAGAAGCAAUGCUACCCGCCCUGCUGGAGCCCCAGUGCGAGGCAUAAACCCGCAGAGGACCGCAUCCUAGCCAAGCGCAAGGGGCCUCCCAGCAAUGACCUGCAGAGGUACCAGAACAGUGAGAGGAGGGAAAGAAGGAGGGGUGGAGAGUGCCCCUCGAGGCCAGGCCCCACCGCACCCGCCUGCCCAGGCUCCGGAGCCCACCUGACCCCGCCGGGACCCUACCUUCGGCAACUGCUGCUCCCCAUCCUGCGCAAUGGGAAGGGAUGGAGGGUGUUGACAAGCGGAUGCAGGAGAGCAAGGGAGACCCGUGAGACAGCACAUGGACGAGGGCGCAGGCGGUGAAGACCACCUAGAGGGGACGGCAAUGAAGACAUGGGGAGAUGAGACCCAACGUAGACAGUGCUGCGGGGUCACACCUGAAGGCAGGCCCAGAAAACCCUGAAAACACAGGAGGACAGACAACCCCAGCAGCCCAUCCACCUGCUGAGUAUCGGCCGCUCCAGAGCCUAAGGCUGAGGAAACGCGGGCCUGUCUUCUCCAAGGCGAGCUUCGUCCUCCAACCAGAAGAAACGAAUAUGACAUUCCAGAAGAAAUGAACCAAAGAUGGGAGCUGAAGGCCUCAAGUGCUUGCCUUUUGCCUGUUGACCAGUUAACCAAACUGCCUUAUCUAUGCAGCACAGGCCUUUUAUUCAUUUUACCUCAAGACAUCUCUUUUGGGCAAUGAUGUGUUUUAAAGCCUAUUUUUUUCUGAAAACACCU
Molecule: messenger RNA, 1109 nt
Organism: Nyctereutes procyonoides (raccoon dog)
Lineage: Eukaryota; Metazoa; Chordata; Mammalia; Carnivora; Canidae
Product: B box-binding protein-like
Exons: 2
Coding region: 171-692 (173 amino acids)
Source: RefSeq, a predicted model, not a curated record